This is a messenger RNA of Cannabis sativa, 918 nucleotides long. Its product is annotated as protein ALP1-like. The record is from RefSeq and is a predicted model, not a curated record. The transcript is spliced from 3 exons. Lineage: Eukaryota; Viridiplantae; Streptophyta; Magnoliopsida; Rosales; Cannabaceae. Bases 1 to 918 code for a protein of 305 amino acids.
AUGGGUACUCUUGAAAUUUUAGGCAUGUUUUUAUUUACAUUAGGUCACGGCGCUGGAAAUCGAUUAACACAAGAGCGAUUCCAGCACUCAGGAAAGGCAGUUAGUCGAUAUUUCAACAAGGUUUUAGAUGUUUUAUGUCAUAUGAGUAUAGAUGUAUUAAAACCACCAGACCCAGAAUUUAGAGAUGUUCCUGAAGAGAUAUUGAAAGAUUCUAGAUAUAUGCCUCAUUUUAAGAACUGUAUUGGUGCAAUAGACGGUGUACAUGUAAAUGCCGUAAUUCCACCUGAAGAUCAAGUACCAUUUGUUGGUAGAAAAGGGGUACCAACUCAGAAUGUUAUGGCAAUAUGUAAUUUUGAUAUGCAAUUUAUAUAUGCAUAUGAUGGGUGGGAAGGUUCUGCUCAUGAUACAAGAAUUUUCUAUUCAGCUUUACGUGAUUCAACUUCAAAUUUUCCAAAACCACCCCAAGGAAAAUAUUAUUUAGUGGAUGCGGGAUACCCACAAAUUACAGGUUUUUUAGGACCAUAUAAAGGCCAAAGAUACCAUCUUCCACAAUUUCAACGAGGUAGCAGACCUACUGGUUAUAAAGAGGUAUUCAACCAGGCACAUUCUUCUCUUCGAAGUGUUAUUGAAAGAACUUUUGGAGUAUGGAAGAAAAGAUGGAAAAUAUUAAGAGAUAUGCCUAGCUAUCCAUACCAAAAGCAAGUAAAAAUAGUGAUUGCAUCAAUGACCUUGCAUAAUUACAUUCGAAGGCAUGCACAACGUGAUCGACAUUUUGAGAAAAUUAGAGACAAUCCCAAUUAUUGUGCAAGUGAUCAAACUAAUAUUGAAGAUGAAGAUGAGACAACUAGAGCUUCAAAUUUAAAUGAAAUGGACAAUAUCAGAGAUUUGAUUGCUGCAAGUUUAAUAGGACAUAAUUAA